GCACGACUCAGUCCAGCCGUGGUAACUAGGUUAUAUACUUCCGUUUCUGUGUCAUCUACCACGGGAUGGGAAAAGCUGUCAGCACCACUGCAAGUUAUCCUUGUAACUAAACUGCACAGACUGGAAAAUCAUUCCAUGGUAAUACCUCUCGGAUCACUGAGCUUCCUCUAAUACCAGACACAGCUCCCCCUGCAUGAUGCUGGCUUUUAUGUGUCUGUGUCUCCUGCUGGGAUCUACAGCGGCAUCUAGUGUGCAAUCCCGUCUCUCAUCCUUCGUAGGGGAGUAUGGCGCAGGUGGAGGAACUGCCUUCUCUUACUCAUCAGACCAGCUGAAUGGACAAAUAACGGGCCUGCGAGUGAGGGAAAACCAUAAUCACGUCAUAGGCAUCCAGCUGCAGUACGGUGGCAUCUGGGGUAGCUAUUACGGGAACCCCUCAGGUACUCUCCUUGAGGUCAUACUGCAUCGGGGAGAAACCAUCACGCAGGCAUCGGGGAAAGUGGCCUCUUACGUUAACGAGCUGGUCUUUGUGACAAGUAAGGGAAGAGUCCUUAAAUUUGGCCAACCCUCGGGCAAUAGCUUCAACGACUUCCCUCUGUAUGAAGGCUCUGUACUCCGGUACGUGAGUGGCCGGUACUCCUCUGUCAUACACAGCAUUGGUUUCCAUUGGGGCACCCAGCCAAGCUGUGUGUACUGCAAAGAUGGAGCCAAGUAAUGGGACACGAAGAACUCAAGUGGAUUCCCACACUGCCGAAGGUCCUCCAUCACUGUCCUCCUAUCCUGUAGGUGUUAUGUCCCAUGAAUGCCCAAUCUCCCCCCAACCACCCCUUGUAUAUCCUGACCUGUCUACAUCUAUUUUAUAGUAAAUUGAUUUGUU
This is a messenger RNA of Pseudophryne corroboree (corroboree frog), 874 nucleotides long. RefSeq names its product zymogen granule membrane protein 16-like. The record is from RefSeq and is a predicted model, not a curated record. Lineage: Eukaryota; Metazoa; Chordata; Amphibia; Anura; Myobatrachidae. The transcript has 4 exons. The coding region runs from base 194 to 712 and encodes 172 amino acids.